GCCUCACGUUGCACAAAUGUGUCAAGCGCUCCGGAGUGGAUGACGAUCUGACUACGUGACUGGGACAUAAUUCAAAUAAAUGCCUCUAAUACCGCCUGGCGAUCAAUUUGAUAUAAUUUAAUUUUUGGAUAUUGAAGUCGAAUCAUUCGUGUAGUCGAAAAGCGCUCAGCACAGACCUGUACAUCCAACAGCCCUGAUUAGAUGAGCACUUAAUUCAUAGACACCACAUGGAACCCAUUCCCUCUGUUGAACAUAUGAAGACCCUUACUGACCACUGUAAUUGGACAAAUUACUAUUGAUGUGUGACCAAAGUGCGGAGAUGCCUGGGGGCGACAGCAGCCCAGAUGGGGAGGAGCCUGUGUUAUCUUCAGCCGCGGGAGAAGGCAUAGGGGAGGAGAGGGUGACGUCAGGGCAGCAGGAUGGAGGGGUGCAGUCCGAGGCCCUCAGGGGAGAGGAGAGCGGAGCUUCAGGUGGAGAGGUGGGACAGGAAGAUGAGGAGAUGACCAGCGGUUCACAUGACCUCUCCUCCUCAGCCAAUCACAGCCCCGGGAGUGCCACUGGAUCCACCUCAGUUUCAACCAAGAGCAGUGAGCAUGCAGAUGGUGGCAGAGGACAGGCCCACAGAGAGGUGAUGAUCACUGUGGCUGAGAUGAAGAAGAGGCUUCCGUCAGACAAACGCAGCCGCAGCAAAGCCAGCACUGUGGAGGCCUUACAUUACGCACUCAACUGUGUCAAACAAGUGCAAGCCAAUAGUGAAUACUACAAACUGCUGAUGAGAAGUGGCCAGGAUGAGAGGAGAGAUGCCACAGUUUGCACCCUGGAAGAGCUGGAAAGAGUCACCUCUGAGCACACCCUUAAAAACACGGACUCCUUCGUGGUGGUCUUCUCCCUGUCGAGCGGCCGUGUGCUGUACGCAUCAGAGCAGGCUCCCAGCAUCCUGUGCUGCAAGAGGAAGUUCCUGGAAUCAGCCAAGUUUGUGGAGCUGCUCUUCCACCAAGAUGUUAAUGUCUUCUACGCACACACGGCUCAGCCGCACCUCCCACCUUGGAGCAACUCACACACAGCCGGAGUUCUGUUUGACUGUGCCCAGGUCAAGUCAUUCUUCUGCAGAAUCAGGGGCGGGAAGGACCGUGACGGUGAGAUGCGUUACAACCCAUUCCGGAUCACACCUUACCUGCUGAAGGUGCAGGGAACAGGAAGCAGUGGGGAGGAGGAGGAGGAGCCAUGCUGCCUGGCGCUGGCUGAACGCAUCAUCUCUGGAUAUGAAGCACCUCGGAUACCCAUGGACAAGCGCAUCUUCACCACCACCCACUCCCCUGGCUGUGUGUUUCUGGAAGUGGAUGACAGGGCUGUGCCGUUGUUAGGAUACCUUCCUCAAGAUCUGAUUGGCACAUCGUUGCUGACUUGCAUUCACCCAGAGGACCGGCCGCUCAUGCUGUCUAUGCACCGGAAAGUGUUGAAGUAUGCAGGCCAGCCUCCAUUUGAGCACUCUCCGGUGCGUCUGCGUUGUCAGAAUGGAGACUACAUCACCUUAGACACCAGCUGGUCUAGCUUCAUCAACCCAUGGAGCCGCAAGGUGGCCUUUAUCAUUGGACGGCAUAAAGUCAGAACGAGUCCGCUGAAUGAGGAUGUGUUUGCUGCUCGAACUAAGGAAGAUUUUCCAGUCACUCAUGAGGAAAUAAAAGAUCUGCAAGCAAAGAUCUACAAGCUUUUCCUGCAGCCGGUCCACAACAAUGGUUCCAGCGGUUACGGCAGUUUGGGAAGUUCUCACGAGCCUUACAUCAGCGUAGCUUCAUCAAGUGACAGCAACGGUAACCUGUGGGAGGACACACACCGAGAACCGAUGACUUUGCAGCAGAUCUGUGCUGAUGUGAACAGAGUAAAGAGUUGGGGCCAACAGGCUUAUCUGGAUUCCAGCCACAAAAUUACUCCUCUUGGCAAACCUGCCACAGCACGUCUGCCUCCCACCGCCUCCAACCCUGAAGUCCGAGAUCAUGAAGAAAGCAGGAAGCAAACGCACAUUCCCUCCUAUCAGCAAAUCAACUGUGUAGACAACAUCAUCAGAUAUCUGGAGAGCUGUACAGGUCCGGCCCUUAAGCGUAAGAAUGAAUCUCAUUCUCUGGCCACCUCUUCUUCAUCAUCCUCUACCUCAGAAGACGACAAGCCCACUGGAGCCACUGACACAGCUCAGACCAGCCCAGAUGUGGUGGUGUUAGACAGUGAAGUGUCAGUGGGCCCUACAGCUGCAGCUGUAGUGGGAGCGCCUCUGACAGACAUCACAAUGUCCACCAAGGCCAUGAGCGUGGUCUCUGUCACCAGCCAGUGCUCAUACAGCAGCACAAUCGUGCAUGUGCCGCAGCCUGAGUCAGAGGCCACGGCACUUGAGGAUGCACCAAUGGGCAGUGAGCCCACUGAUGCUGCUCCCACCCCUGUCCGUCCAGCCCCAAGCCCGGCCACAGAGGAGCGCAGGUUUGUAGGUCUCACCAAGGAGGUGCUGUCGGCUCACACCCAGAAGGAAGAGCAAGAGUAUGUGGAUCGCUUCCGCCAUCGCAUCCUCCAGAGCCCCUACAGCUCCUACCUGCAGCUGGACAACAGCUCGAUGGCUCACUCCCAUCACCCAGGAGAUUACCUACGUCCAGUGAGCGCUGGUGGUUGGAACCGCUCACGGAAGGGAAAGCCCAGACACAAGCGCCCCAAACCGCAGGGUUCGUCAGACAGCUACGCCUCUCCACCUGGCCCCCCUCGCCGUGUCCCUGACUCCUCCUGGCCCUCCUCAGAGUCCUCCCAGCCCCAGAUGGGGACACCCUACAGCCAAACAUCCCCACUCCAGGCGCCAUUCUUCCCUAUGAUGGCAACUCAGCCUGGCCCAGAGCAACCGCCCAGACCACAACAGGUACCCGGAGCAACUCCUGUAUUGCUGCAGCCUCAAGACCAAACCCAGCUCAGCUGCAGCUUCAACAUGAUGCAGUCUUCUCAGAGCUUGCCAGGCAUGCAACAAAUCCAGAUGGACCCCAUUCAGAACCUGCAGAGUAUCCAGAACUUUCACACGGUGCAGCCCAUGGCUCCAGCUCAGAGCAUCAACCCUUACAUGACUCCUGUCAUGGCUGUCAUCCUGCCCAACUACCCAACUUUCACUGCAGGUUAUCCGUCCAUGUACCCUCCAUCCACUCCCUCUGUGCUGGCCCAGGCGCACAUCACCAUGACAGGCUUUGCCCCUGGCAUUGCCCCCUUCCAGCAGCCUCAGUUCCAAACACAGGCUGGCCCACACACUCUGACCUCCCCAGACCCUCUGAUGUGCUCACCCAGAGCCAGCUCCUCUGUCGGGGAAGAGGAGGAGGCAGCUGGGCCUCGUGCUUUAUUCUCCAGCUCGCGCUCUAGUUCUCCGCUGCAGCUCAACUUGCUGCAGGAGGAGCUGCCCAAGCCGAGUGAAGGGCAGAGCAGCACCGGGCACAACUACGCUGAGAGCCUGCAUGAAAAACAUGUCAAUGAGGGUGACACCCCCAGUGAUUCUGGGAACCAUGAUGCCCAUUCUACAUCCAGUGAGCUGCUUGACCUUCUGCUGCAGGAGGAUGCCAGGUCAGGGACCGGCUCCAAUGCCUCAGGGUCUGGAUCUGGGGAGUCUGGAGGCUCACUGGGAUCUGGAUCUGGAUCUGGCUCCAAUGGAACCUCCAUCUCUCACACUGGCAGCAGCAACAGCAGCAAAUACUUUGCCAGCAAUGAUUCAUCAGACACAUCUCGCAAAGCUCGUAAGAGCCAGGAGGCACCAGCAGCAGAGCACCAACACAGCUUCGACACUCGGGUGGAGAACUCACUGUGGAGCAUGAUUCAGCACACACCUGAGAGAGUCAUGAUGACGUACCAGAUCCACACCAGGGACCAGACUGAGGUGCUAGCAGAGGACAGGGAGAAGCUUCGGGUGCUUCAGCCCCUCCAGCCCUGGUUCACCCAGGAGCAGAGAGAGGAACUGGCUGAGGUCCAUCCCUGGAUUCAGCAGCAUACUAUCCCACAGGAGAUAGACACACAGGGUUGUGUGAGCUGCAACUCAGGAGCAGGGGUCACCCAUUCCUCUCACCCACCUGUCCCAGACAGCUCAUCCCCACUCGACAGCCCUCAGGAGGACUCCAUUGGACCCGUGGUGGACACAUGAGAGACCCGGACCCAAAACAAUUCACCACCCAGUUCACAGUGAACCAGCCCUGCCAGAGACCAAUCCAGAAAAACCCACCGUACAUCUCCUCUGACUAGUCCAGAAGAGUGGGCUCCUGUGCUUUAGGUUGAAGUUUAACUUGUUUUGUAAAGGUAUCGGAGGCUGGACCAGGCUCUGAGGAACGGAGGAGGCAAAAGAGCAAUGGCAUUUUCACUGGCAUUUUUCUCUCAGUCAGCCUAAUGUGACUGCCUGUAUCGGACCAUGAAUAUUUUACCUCUCUUCUUUUUGUGUUUAUAGAGCCCGUUUUGGGGUUUAGUUUGUACUCAAGACUGACCACAUCCUUUGGCACCAUGAGCCAUUUGAGGCUCAAAAUAGGAAGAGGGUCCCAUGGUUGCUGAACAUGAGCACUGUGUACUCAACACCCGGCCUGUUGCACAGGUGAGACUGGGUGAUAAGACAAAGACGGCGCUGGUCCAAGUAUCAGAACACACACCAGACUCUUCUCCAGUGUUGUGGAGAUUCAGGUUGUACAAUAUGUGUGUACCACAUCGACUCCUUCAGUGACAUACCAUGGAUGUCACAUGGUAGAUUUUUUUUCCUGAUGGGCACUAAGACAAAGACACAAUUGCUGCUCUCUGUUUAUAAUGUUCAGAUUCGAAUCUUGUAAGUUAAUCGUUAUUGGAGUGUAUUCUUUUAUUCCAUAGGUUGGUUUCCUCUUGUCCAGAGUUUCAGUUUUUAUGUUACUCUGACUCAUGAACAACAGCAAACACGCUGAUCAUUUCAAAUUGAAUUUAGUGCAACAAUGUAAAUCCGCCCCAUUACUUCAAACGUCCCGUCGAGAGUCCUUUCUCCACCCAGUAUCCUGUCUAGUCGUCACCCUGCAGUACCUGUAGCUUACCUCUAAUUGUAAACAGACACAGCGUGGCCCCAAAUUUUCCUCUGAUCCUGGGUUUACUUACUGAAUGAAUUUCCUCUUAGACUCUGUGUAGCUGUCUGCUUUGACUUGGCUGCGUGUUUGUGUGAAAAGUUCGUACUGGAUUCAGAAUGCAGGUGAGCUUGUGAAUGUAUGCGUGAGCGUGUGCGCACUGACCGACUGAGAGCUGCUUCUUUCGACACAGUUGUUCAAGAAUGCAGGACAGACCAGGGUUUUCUACCGUUUUUAGAUCGAAAGUAUAAUACAGUACCAUGUAUUUUAUAGAAAAAUUAUACAAAACAAACUUCACAAAGUGUAUAAAAAAAGCCAUUUGUCUUGAUUUCAGGGACUGUUUGUUUGUGACACAAAGGAAUGAAUAAAUGAACUACGACUUAA
Messenger RNA from Lates calcarifer (barramundi perch), 5456 nucleotides. It is a transcript of the gene per3, whose product is annotated as period circadian clock 3. Gene Ontology annotation, cellular component: nucleus; cytoplasm. The coding region runs from base 299 to 4147 and encodes 1282 amino acids. The transcript has 22 exons. Gene Ontology annotation, biological process: entrainment of circadian clock by photoperiod; negative regulation of transcription by RNA polymerase II; circadian regulation of gene expression. Gene Ontology annotation, molecular function: transcription cis-regulatory region binding; transcription corepressor binding. The record is from RefSeq and is a predicted model, not a curated record. NCBI's taxonomy places the organism in Eukaryota, Metazoa, Chordata, Actinopteri, Centropomidae.